Lycium barbarum (goji berry) is the source of this 503-nucleotide messenger RNA. RefSeq names its product VQ motif-containing protein 10-like. The transcript has a single exon. The record is from RefSeq and is a predicted model, not a curated record. The coding region runs from base 77 to 424 and encodes 115 amino acids. Lineage: Eukaryota; Viridiplantae; Streptophyta; Magnoliopsida; Solanales; Solanaceae.
CUUCUAUAAUAUAUAAUCAAAUAAACACAAGCAGCAUAUCCUUCCUUAAAAUCAUUCAUUUUCCCAUUUAAGAAAUAUGUCAUCAGCAGCAAAGAAUGUGAGAGUUCCAGUAAAGAUAGUGAUAAUCAACACACAAUAUAUAGAGACUGAUGCAAGCAGUUUCAAAUCAGUUGUUCAGAGACUUACAGGCAAGAAUUCGACUGUGGCGGUGGAGGCAGCAGCCGCUCUGCCUCCAGCUGCCACCUGCGGCGGCUGCCACGUCGCUAGUAAUUAUUGGGAUGAUCAGAAUGCUAGUGGUGGUGCUACUGGUCCAAGUUUGGGAAGAUUAAAGUCAUUUAAUGAUUUUGACAAGUUGUUUAAAGAGUUGCCUCCUUUGGAUGACCUUCUUCGACUUUAUGCAGAUGAAUUCGUACAUGCUUCCUAAAUUUCUCAUUAAUACAUACUAAAUGAUGUACUAAAACACUUAUGGAGUAUUAUUUAAUGAUUUUGACAAGUUGUUUAAA